AUGGUCGAUAAAAUUUCCAACAAAUUCGUACUUUCCAUCGAUGGUAAAGAAUUAGACUUUGUUACUGGUAUCCCUUAUAAAAUUUCAAACAAAGUAAAUUAUAUAGAUGAUUGGGGUGGCAGUGAUGGUUCAUGUCCUUGCCUUUCUCCCGAAAACUUUUCUUCAAAUAAUUCCAAAUAUUUGAGACAGUUAUGGGUUCUUAAGGAAACUUCUCAUCCAAGAGAAUAUAAAAUCUUUGCCAAUAAAAAUUAUUUGGAUAGUUGGGGAGGUGGUCAUGAAGCGAAACUCCACUUGAAUUCAACCGAUUAUCUUCCAGAAACACCUGGUUAUUCAAGGCAGAUUUGGUCUUUUUACUCUAGGAAUGAUUCUUCUAAAGAACUUCAGAUACAUAAUAAACAGAAUAAUUGUGUUUUAGAUACUUGGGGUAAAGGCAGUGGUUCUUACAUCUAUUUCAGUUCUCAUUUUCAGGGUCCAACAGCUGAAAAUUUUGCAAAACAGUUAUGGAAAUUUGUCCCAGCUUUUGAUUACAAAUUAUAUGCCGUGAUUAAGAACUUUAAAUAUCAACUUUCUUCAGAUAUUGAAAAACAGAAAAUUAUAAAAACUAUUCGUGAAGAUACUCUGGAUAAUCUAGCAUCUUCAGCAAAACUUACCACCGCUUUUAAUUUUCAAGAAGAAUUAACUAAUACGUAUAGCUUUAGUUUUAAUGAAUCUCUCGAGUAUAUUUCAGAAACAAAAUUAAUUGUUGUUAUUCCUUUUAUGAAUAUUGAAAAGGAAUUUAAUUUCAAACAUAGUUUUGAAGCUAAUAAACCAAUCGAAACUAUAAAGAAAGAAACAUGUAACAUAACUAAAACAGUUGAAGUACCACCUAAUUCAUGUGUAAAAUCUACAGAUUUUGCUGAUUUUAUGGAAAAUUUAGAAAUUCCUUUUGAAGCUACUGUAGAAAUAACGGCUACGGGUGAUCGUUACAAAAAAGAUGGUACAAUGGCUAAAAAUGUCAAAGUCGAUGCAGAUGCUGUAAAAUUAUUUUUGAAGGAAAAUAAUUUCAAAGGCAAAAUAUUCAAAUCUGAAGGAUAUUUUAUUCAAGCUAAAGUAAAGGGUACACUCCGUGGUUCAUAUUUUACAAAGACUUACAGAAAAUUAGAAGAUCUACCAAAAAAAGUUAAUGAUAAACAAGACAAGAAAUCAAAGUGA
This is a messenger RNA of Diversispora eburnea, 1191 nucleotides long. Lineage: Eukaryota; Fungi; Glomeromycota; Glomeromycetes; Diversisporales; Diversisporaceae. The record is from the annotation of a GenBank genome assembly.